Messenger RNA from Trematomus bernacchii (emerald rockcod), 864 nucleotides. RefSeq names its product odorant receptor 131-2-like. The coding region runs from base 1 to 864 and encodes 287 amino acids. The record is from RefSeq and is a predicted model, not a curated record. The transcript has 4 exons. Gene Ontology annotation, cellular component: membrane. Lineage: Eukaryota; Metazoa; Chordata; Actinopteri; Perciformes; Nototheniidae. Gene Ontology annotation, biological process: G protein-coupled receptor signaling pathway. Gene Ontology annotation, molecular function: G protein-coupled receptor activity.
AUGAACUGCUGCUCUUCCUGUUCCUCUUACAGCAGCUCUGAGGACAAUAUGAACUCCAGCAGACGUUUCGACAGCUAUAACGAAGCUUUCACAAAGAACUUCAUCAUCUUUUUCCUGGUAUUCACCAUCAUCUGCAUCAAUGGAGCUUUUGUCUACACAUACUUCAAGAGCAAGGACUUCCAGCGAGACCCCAGGAUCAGCCCUUUGAAUCUGGCUGGCAUGGCGUUGGAGCGUUACAUCGCCGUGUGUCUUCCUCUUCAUCACGUCCAGAUCUGCACGGUGCAGAGAGCCCACCUCCUCAUCGCUCUCAUCUGGCUCGUGUCCUUCAUCCCUGCCUUCACUGACAUCAUCAUCAUCCUCAUCACUCAGACUCUGUCUGUCUUCUCAAAGAAGGUCCUCUGUAACCCCACCUUGGUCUUCAACACACCGUACCACGUGACCCUCAGUCUAGUGGUGGAGGUGCUCCUGUUCUCCUUCGUCUUCCUCACGGUGGUCUUCACCUAUCUGAACGUGCUCCUCGCAGCUCGGGGGGUUUCAGGUGUGAGUCGAGCCUCGAUGAGAAACGCCCGAAACACCAUCCUGCUCCACAGGGUCCAGCUGCUCCUCUGCCUGCUGUCCUUCAUCUCGCCCUUCAUCGACCUCAUCCUCGUCACCAAUUGGCCCCACAAGAGAACAGACAUCUUCUUCAGCACCUUCCUCUUCACCAACGUUCUUCCUCGUCUUCUCAGCCCUCUCAUCUACGGCCUCAGAGACAAGAAGUUCCGCGGGAAAAUCCGGACGCAUUUCUGCUUUAAAGGAUGCAGGACAGUGGAGGAGAGGAUGAAAGUACGACCGAGGAGAACGUCCAAACAGGCGAUACACUGA